AUGACCCUUAGGGUUGCGAGGCCCCAAGGCAUACGCUUCCUUGGCAAUGCCACGGCCACCAAGCGCGCACCUCCGUCAAGUGUAGUCGCCUCAAGUCCGAAGUCAAGCCGAAGCCCAUCCGGGGCCAGCACGUCCACAGCCGCGACUUUGAACUCAUCGAGACCAACCCGCGAGUCCCUUUCAUUUGCCGAGCGGUUGGCCCGGUUGAAAGAGCCAGCCGUGCUGUACAGAGCACCACCACACAGGUUUUACCGCUUCUCGUGCUACAGCAGUGGGCUCUUCUGUAUCUUGUAUGUAGGCUAUCACUAUACAACCAGCGUGUUAUAUGCGCCGCCUGACGUUACAUGGUGGCUACCGCACGCCUUUGCGGUCAUUGUGGCCGUGAUGGGAGUUCUGGGCGCAUACUUUGUUACAGGUGCUUGGCGUUUGGUGCGCAUGAUCCGUGCGGUCCCUCGCGCGUCCGGGAGCGCCCUCGCUUCAGCAGGCGCCGCCCCGAAAACGCUGCCUCAAACGCGGAUGACGGCAGCGCAGAGAGCCGCAGCGGCGGCAGAGGCCGCUGCGACGCAUCAGCUGCCUAUACGUCUCGAGGUCACCGCCACGCGGUUGUUACCGUUCUUUCCGCCCAAAGUCACCCUGGUGGAGCCGGCCGAUUUGGUCCUGCCUGCUCAGUAUGUGAUACUACGCCACAUGGGCGAGCACGUCAAGAACCCGGCUCUCGCGAAGAGCAAGCUGGGAAUAAGGGAACAGUUACAGGCGAUCAAGGACGCCAAGGCCAGAGCUGCUGCCGAGGCAGAGUAUGACAAGCGCAAUCUUCUCACAAGCCCCUUCCGCCACAUGGCUCGUGCUUUCGGCACAAUGUUCAGGACUCUACAUAGGUCUUUGACUAGAGCCGGCUUCGUCAACGUAGAGGCCCAAGGCAAGAAGUACAAACUCGACGUGAUGGAAUCUUGGGCACUGGAGGAUGGAAGGGCAUUAGAUCGCUUGGUCCGUGUGCAGGAGCGGUCGAACCUCAUUACAUCUUUUCCUCAGGAGCGCAAAGCAUGA
This is a messenger RNA of Pyricularia pennisetigena, 1044 nucleotides long. RefSeq lists its product as uncharacterized. NCBI's taxonomy places the organism in Eukaryota, Fungi, Ascomycota, Sordariomycetes, Magnaporthales, Pyriculariaceae. The transcript has a single exon. The record is from RefSeq and is a predicted model, not a curated record. Bases 1 to 1044 code for a protein of 347 amino acids.